CGCCGUCUUCUGGCCACCCACGAAACAGGGCCCGUCAACUACAUCGCCAUGACAUCAUGUCCAACAACCAGCCCUCAGGAGAAUAAAUAGACAUCAUGCAGCAACCAAGCCGAUUCACCUGGUACACUGCCAGGUUAGACCAUCUCUACUGUGUAUAGUUUCCCCUGGCUAUGCGACUUAGACUCUUCCUCUGCCACACCAGACCCCUGCCACGCCGAACGCCACCCUCCCUCGUCAACCGCAUUAGCUUCAUUCAUUUCCAGCCCACGGCAGCUAAAAUGGCAAACAAGUCUCAAUACGGAGGCGAUCCUUUCCCCGAUGUGGGCGCUACCUAUCCAUCUCAGAACAACCAUUCCAAAUCCGACGAAGACGACUGGAAAAAGCGUCCUCCCUACAGCAUUCGCUCCCCUGAGGAAUUCGGGCCUGUCAAAUGGCGUGGGAAAUGCCAGUGCGGCCAGGUGACUUAUCAAUUAAGCCGGGACCGACCAUUGAAGGCUAAAUUCUGCCACUGUCGGGGCUGUCAAGUGACGCAUGGCGCGCCGUUCCAAUGGGCGGCCAUCUUUCAAAAAUCUGAUCUCGCUUUUACGAAGGGGGCUGAAGGCUUGUCGUUCUAUUCCUCCACGAAUGGUACCCAGGAGUAUAAGCUUCCCACUAAGGUGUAUUGUUCCUUCUGUCGGACUCCUAUCAUGGAUGAGGGACGGAAUGUCUGCUUGAUGUUUCCGCAGGCCAUUGAGAGUGCUGAUCAUGAUGAACAUCGGCAGCACUGGCGCGAAGCUUUUGAAAUAGAUUGCCAUAUUUUCUACGGCAAGCGAGUUUUGGAUAUUCCGGAUGGGAAGCCCAAGUGGUCGGGAAUUGAUGAGCAAAGCGAUCUCUUGGAUGAUGAAGGCCGGAAGAAGGAAUGACUGGAUGGAAUACAUCGUAGUUUCCGGAGCCGGAUGUAGAUAUCCACGCGGUUUUGUAUUUUUAGCUGUCACGAAGUACGAGCAAUGAUUUAGGUUCAGCCUUACCAUAAGUCACCGAGCAGAUGAUACUAUCAUCAGGCCAAUAAAAUCGACUAUAUUAAGAAUGUGUUCCUAAGUCCCCGUCCGGCUCUAAACCAGGGUGAUCGACAGGGCUAGAGAACACCAAGCAGUCAUCACUGAGCAUGUGAGAGCCGGGGAAACUGGCAACCAUCCAGCUGCAGUGGCCACGAGGUGCAGCUAUGCCUUCGGACUGGCCAGCAGCUGACAAAUUCUAAGUUAAUCCAGUGCAUAUCCC
Molecule: messenger RNA, 1257 nt
Organism: Aspergillus welwitschiae
Lineage: Eukaryota; Fungi; Ascomycota; Eurotiomycetes; Eurotiales; Aspergillaceae
Product: GFA family protein
Exons: 3
Coding region: 171-902 (243 amino acids)
Molecular function (GO): carbon-sulfur lyase activity
Source: RefSeq, a predicted model, not a curated record